UUCACGCUUCCCCGGGUCACCCGCCCAAUGCUCGCUGCUUCGCAACUCCCUUCCAACUGCGGAUUCCUCGACUCGGGUACCCUUCUUUGAGUUUUGCAUCAUGGCGCGUGUGGAGGGGGAGGAGGGUAGGGCGGGCUCCGACCGCGUCGAGUACCUCACCGGCUUCGGCAACCACUUCUCGUCGGAGGCGAUCGCCGGCGCCCUCCCUCUUGGCCAGAACAGCCCCCUGGUUUGCCCCCACGGGCUCUACGCCGAGCAGAUCUCCGGCACCUCCUUCACCUCUCCGCGCAAGCUCAAUCUGCGCAGCUGGUUGUAUCGGAUCAAACCAUCGGUCACGCACGAACCAUUUAAGCCCCGUGUUCCAGCACAUGAGAAGCUUCUUAGCGAGUUCGACCAGUCCAAUAGCUCCGCGACUCCGACUCAAUUACGUUGGAAGCCUUUAGAAAUUCCGGAUGCACCGACUGAUUUUGUCGAUGGAUUGAUGACAAUGUGCGGGGCUGGAAGCUCAUUCCUUCGGCAUGGAUUCGCUGUUCACAUGUACACUGCCAAUAAAUCAAUGGACAACUGUGCAUUCUGCAAUGCUGAUGGUGAUUUUCUAAUUGUUCCACAGAAAGGAAGGUUGUGGAUCACUACAGAAUGUGGAAAAUUAUUGGUAUCCCCUGGUGAAGCUGCUGUUUUACCUCAAGGAUUUCGUUUUUCUGUGGACCUUCCAGAUGGCCCAUCUCGUGGCUAUGUUGCUGAGAUAUUCGGCACGCAUUUUCAACUUCCUGAUUUGGGACCAAUAGGUGCCAAUGGUCUUGCAGAUCCGCGACACUUUCUUGUACCCAAAGCUUGGUUUGAAGAGACGUCUUGUCCAGGGUACACUAUAAUACAAAAGUUUGGUGGCCAACUAUUUACAGCAAAGCAGGAUUUCUCUGCUUUCAACGUGGCUGCAUGGCAUGGAAAUUAUGUUCCUUAUAAGUAUGACCUGAGCAAGUUUUGUCCCUAUAAUACGGUGUUAUUUGAUCAUAGCGAUCCAUCAAUAAACACUGUAUUGACAGCACCAACUGAUAAACCUGGAGUGGCAUUAUUGGAUUUUGUCAUAUUCCCUCCUAGGUGGUUGGUUGCAGAACAUACAUUCAGACCUCCCUAUUACCAUCGUAAUUGCAUGAGUGAAUUCAUGGGCCUUGUCCAUGGUGGAUAUGAGGCAAAAGCUGACGGUUUUGUCCCAGGUGGUGCUAGCCUUCACAGCUGUAUGACUCCACAUGGUCCUGACACCAAGACUUUUGAGGCAACCAUCGCUCGAGGAAACGAGGCAGGACCCCAUAGAAUUACCGAUACCAUGGCGUUCAUGUUCGAGUCGUGCCUAAUCCCGCGAGUUUGCCAUUGGGCACUCGAUUCUCCCUCCGUGGAUCCUGAUUAUUACAAGUGCUGGAUCGGACUCAGGUCCCACUUUGAAGGGAUGAAGAUUGAAGGCCACGAUACACACAACGGACAUGCAGACGUCUAGCUCCUGCCGUUGUGGUUUUGUAUGAGAACCUACCUCCAUGUAGAUAACAGAUAUAGAAUGAUCGUACAUAGUAAGCGUCUGGCAUAUGUGAGACAAAACUUGCCGUGGUUCUGUUGUCGCUCUUUUUGAGGUGAUGACAUGUAAUCUAGUCUGCUACCUCAUUGCGUGUAGUGUACCAGAUUGUGAUUACAAACGUGGGCACGUAAGGUUUGCAAUGGAUUGAAUGUUGCUUAUUCCUCCUUGUAAUGUUUCUUGUUCGUUCUUUAUAAAAGAAACAGAAUGUUGCUUGUUCCUACUUUGGUAA
Molecule: messenger RNA, 1793 nt
Organism: Rhodamnia argentea
Lineage: Eukaryota; Viridiplantae; Streptophyta; Magnoliopsida; Myrtales; Myrtaceae
Product: homogentisate 1,2-dioxygenase
Exons: 10
Coding region: 101-1489 (462 amino acids)
Biological process (GO): L-phenylalanine catabolic process
Cellular component (GO): cytoplasm
Molecular function (GO): homogentisate 1,2-dioxygenase activity
Source: RefSeq, a predicted model, not a curated record